AUUGAAAUUUCAUUUUACGGCACGAGCCGGUAUUAGCGAAUCCGUCUCGCAGUGGACUGUACCAAAGUAGAGGAAUGUGCCUCGCCAGGGUGCUGAUGGUACGUUUAGUCCACUGGCAAAAUCCGAUCCCUGCCUCCUCGUGGCGCUGCCGGAUGUCGGUUUUGAUGAGCUUUGUCCGCUCGUUGAAGCCUAACCAAAGGGACGGUGCUGCUUUCCAAGGAAGGUGUACCAAAAGAAAGCAGCUGGAGCGAUGUUCGAACACAGCAUCCUUUAGGGAAUAGUAAGCUGUUUCCUGUAAACAGGUAUGAAAUGAUUCGUUCUUUAUGAACGAAUUAUGGUUUAAGCGAUCGUAACGACAGGUAUCGGUAUUGGAUGUUUGGGACCAGUGCUUUGUUCCUGGAUCGUGACACGAGUAGGAAGGGGGCUGCCCAAGAGCCCCAGAGAAUGCUAUGAGGUGGGCAUCGGUACUAGUAGCUUGGAACCGGUACUAUUGGCCCAAUCACAAGCGCUCAACUGUGGUGGAGGACGUCCAAGCGUCCUGGAGGGGACUGUGGGAUGAUCUUGAGCCCGGAACGAGACUGGGAAUCUCGGAGUACGGGCUUGAGAAAGGUUUGAUCACAAAUGUCCCGUAGAUAGUUAGACCGGGUAUCGGUAUUGGAUGUUUGGGACCAGUGCUUUGUUCCUGGAUCGUAACACGAGUAGGAAAGGGGGCUGCCCAAGAGCCCCAGAGAAUGCUGUGAGGUGGGCAUCGGUACUGGUAGCUUGGAACCGGUACUAUUGGCCCAAUCACAAGCGCUCAACUGUGGUGAGGGACGUCCAAGCGUCCUGGAGGGGACUGUGGGAUGAUCUUGAGCCCGGAACGAGACUGGGAAUCUCGGAGUAUGGGCUUGAGAAAGGUUUGAUCACAAAUGUCCCGUAGAUAGUUAGACCGGGUAUCGGUAUUGGAUAUUUGGGACCAGUGCUUUGUUCCUGGAUCGUAACACGAGUAUGAAGGGGGCUGCCCAAGAGCCCCAGAGAAUGCUGUGAGGUGGGCAUCGGUACUGGUAGCUUGGAACCGGUACUAUUGGCCCAAUCACAAGCGCUCAACUGUGGUGAGGGACGUCCAAGCGUCCUGGAGGGGACUGUGGGAUGAUCUUGAGCCCGGAACGAGACUGGGAAUCUCGGAGUACGGGCUUGAGAAAGGUUUGAUCACAAAUGUCCCGUAGAUAGUUAGACCGGGUAUCGGUAUUGGAUGUUUGGGACCAGUGCUUUGUUCCUGGAUCGUAACACGAGUAGGAAGGGGGCUGCCCAAGAGCCCCAGAGAAUGCUGUGAGGUGGGCAUCGGUACUGGUAGCUUGGAACCGGUACUAUUGGCCCAAUCACAAGCGCUCAACUGUGGUGGAGGACGUCCAAGCGUCCUGGAGGGGACUGUGGGAUGAUCUUGAGCCCGGAACGAGACUGGGAAUCUCGGAUUACGGGCUUGAGAAAGGUUUGAUCACAAAUGUCCCGUAGAUAGUUAGACCGGGUAUCGGUAUUGGAUGUUUGGGACCAGUGCUUUGUUCCUGGAUCGUAACACGAGUAGGAAGGGGGCUGCCCAAGAGCCCCAGAGAAUGCUGUGAGGUGGGCAUCGGUACUGGUAGCUUGGAACCGGUACUAUUGGCCCAAUCACAAGCGCUCAACUGUGGUGGAGGAUGUCCAAGCGUCCUGGAGGGGACUGUGGGAUGAUCUUGAGCCCGGAACGAGACUGGGAAUCUCGGAGUACGGGCUUGAGAAAGGUUUGAUCACAAAUGUCCCGUAGAUAGUUAGACCGGGUAUCGGUAUUGGAUGUUUGGGACCAGUGCUUUGUUCCUGGAUCGUAACACGAGUAGGAAGGGGGCUGCCCAAGAGCCCCAGAGAAUGCUGUGAGGUGGGCAUCGGUACUGGUAGCUUGGAACCGGUACUAUUGGCCCAAUCACAAGCGCUCAACUGUGGUGAGGGACGUCCAAGCGUCCUGGAGGGGACUGUGGGAUGAUCUUGAGCCCGGAACGAGACUGGGAAUCUCGGAGUACGGGCUUGAGAAAGGUUUGAUCACAAAUGUCCCGUAGAUAGUUAGACCGGGUAUCGGUAUUGGAUGUUUGGGACCAGUGCUUUGUUCCUGGAUCGUAACACGAGUAGGAAGGGGGCUGCCCAAGAGCCCCAGAGAAUGCUGUGAGGUGGGCAUCGGUACUGGUAGCUUGGAACCGGUACUAUUGGCCCAAUCACAAGCGCUCAACUGUGGUGGGGGACUCCAAGCGUCCUGGAGGGGACUGUGGGAUGAUCUUGAGCCCGGAACGAGACUGGGAAUCUCGGAGUACGGGCUUGAGAAAGGUUUGAUCACAAAUGUCCCGUAGAUAGUUAGACCGGGUAUCGGUAUUGGAUGUUUGGGACCAGUGCUUUGUUCCUGGAUCGUAACACGAGUAGGAAGGGGGCUGCCCAAGAGCCCCAGAGAAUGCUGUGAGGUGGGCAUCGGUACUGGUAGCUUGGAACCGGUACUAUUGGCCCAAUCACAAGCGUUCAACUGUGGUGAGGGACGUCCAAGCGUCCUGGAGGGGACUGUGGGAUGAUCUUGAGCCCGAAACGAGACUGGGAAUCUCGGAGUACGGGCUUGAGAAAGGUUUGAUCACAAAUGUCCCGUAGAUAGUUAGACCGGGUAUCGGUAUUGGAUGUUUGGGACCAGUGCUUUGUUCCUGGAUCGUAACACGAGUAGGAAGGGGGCUGCCCAAGAGCCCCAGAGAAUGCUGUGAGGUGGGCAUCGGUACUGGUAGCUUGGAACCGGUACUAUUGGCCCAAUCACAAGCGCUCAACUGUGGUGGAGGACGUCCAAGCGUCCUGGAGGGGACUGUGGGAUGAUCUUGAGCCCGGAACGAGACUGGGAAUCUCGGAGUACGGGCUUGAGAAAGGUUUGAUCACAAAUGUCCCGUAGAUAGUUAGACCGGGUAUCGGUAUUGGAUGUUUGGGACCAGUGCUUUGUUCCUGGAUCGUAACACGAGUAGGAAGGGGGCUGCCCAAGAGCCCCAGAGAAUGCUGUGAGGUGGGCAUCGGUACUGGUAGCUUGGAACCGGUACUAUUGGCCCAAUCACAAGCGCUCAACUGUGGUAAGGGACGUCCAAGCGUCCUGGAGGGGACUGUGGGAUGAUCUUGAGCCCGGAACGAGACUGGGAAUCUCGGAGUACGGGCUUGAGAAAGGUUUGAUCACAAAUGUCCCGUAGAUAGUUAGACCGGGUAUCGGUAUUGGAUGUUUGGGACCAGUGCUUUGUUCCUCGAUCGUAACACGAGUAGGAAGGGGGCUGCCCAAGAGCCCCAGAGAAUGCUGUGAGGUGGGCAUCGGUACUGGUAGCUUGGAACCGGUACUAUUGGCCCAAUCACAAGCGCUCAACUGUGGUGGGGGACGUCCAAGCGUCCUGGAGGGGACUGUGGGAUGAUCUUGAGCCCGAAACGAGACUGGGAAUCUCGGAGUACGGGCUUGAGAAAGGUUUGAUCACAAAUGUCCCGUAGAUAGUUAGACCGGGUAUCGGUAUUGGAUGUUUGGGACCAGUGCUUUGUUCCUGGAUCGUAACACGAGUAGGAAGGGGGCUGCCCAAGAGCCCCAGAGAAUGCUGUGAGGUGGGCAUCGGUACUGGUAGCUUGGAACCGGUACUAUUGGCCCAAUCACAAGCGCUCAACUGUGGUGGAGGACGUCCAAGCGUCCUGGAGGGGCCUGUGGGAUGAUCUUGAGCCCGGAACGAGACUGGGAAUCUCGGAGUACGGGCUUGAGAAAGGUUUGAUCACAAAUGUCCCGUAGAUAGUUAGACCGGGUAUCGGUAUUGGAUGUUUGGGACCAGUGCUUUGUUCCUGGAUCGUAACACGAGUAGGAAGGGGGCUGCCCAAGAGCCCCAGAGAAUGCUGUGAGGUGGGCAUCGGUACUGGUAGCUUGGAACCGGUACUAUUGGCCCAAUCACAAGCGCUCAACUGUGGUGAGGGACGUCCAAGCGUCCUGGAGGGGACUGUGGGAUGAUCUUGAGCCCGGAACGAGACUGGGAAUCUCGGAGUACGGGCUUGAGAAAGGUUUGAUCACAAAUGUCCCGUAGAUAGUUAGACCGGGUAUCGGUAUUGGAUGUUUGGGACCAGUGCUUUGUUCCUGGAUCGUAACACGAGUAGGAAGGGGGCUGCCCAAGAGCCCCAGAGAAUGCUGUGAGGUGGGCAUCGGUACUGGUAGCUUGGAACCGGUACUAUUGGCCAAUCACAAGCGCUCAACUGUGGUGAGGGACGUCCAAGCGUUCUGGAGGGGACUGUGGGAUGAUCUUGAGCCCGGAACGAGACUGGGAAUCUCGGAGUACGGGCUUGAGAAAGGUUUGAUCACAAAUGUCCCGUAGAUAGUUAGACCGGGUAUCGGUAUUGGAUGUUUGGGACCAGUGCUUUGUUCCUGGAUCGUAACACGAGUAGGAAGGGGGCUGCCCAAGAGCCCCAGAGAAUGCUGUGAGGUGGGCAUCGGUACUGGUAGCUUGGAACCGGUACUAUUGGCCCAAUCACAAGCGCUCAACUGUGGUGAGGGACGUCCAAGCGUCCUGGAGGGGACUGUGGGAUGAUCUUGAGCCCGGAACGAGACUGGGAAUCUCGGAGUUCGGGCUUGAGAAUGCUACCCUACCUAGAGUUUGCUCUGAAGUGGGCAUCGGUACUGGUGGCUUGGAUCUGGUACUAUUGGCCCAAUCAGGAGGAUUUAAUAAGGAGAGAUUUCCAAGCGUCUAAAAGGGGAACAGUGCUUUUGUGUUGCAGUGCUUGUUUUCGUUACUGGUACUGUGGACAUGGAAACUGUAUUCCAGUAACCGGGAAAAAGGUUGGUGUUUACCUUAUACCUGGAGUUAUACUCAGUUUGAGUUCAAAAAAUAUAACAAAAUUAUAAAAAAUACAAAAAAAGAAGAGAUGGCAGGAGUAGAGGACGAAAAGAAAAAUAAUUAAUUAGGUUUCACAUGUGAGUUAAUGUUUGACGCAGAAAGUACAAAUACAAUGUAAAAGAUAGUUAUAAUAUAUUUUACAAAUCAUUCCGUUGCAAAUUCACAUCAAUGUUAACAAGUAUAAAAAUCAUCAAAUGACGAUGUAUUAGAUGAUUGGCGGUGUUCUCGUAAAUCCAGCGUUUGCCUAUUCCGUUGUUCUCGUAAAUUUAAAUUCAUCGCAAGUUGAUUAUGAUUUAGGAGUAUUUUCCCAUCAGACAUUAAGUGCCAUCAAGUACCAGAUUAUACCUCAUUUACUUUUUACAAAAGUUCUAGCAUACAUCAAAACCAACACAUAACUAAGCGAAUAUGGAAGUAAGUUGCACGAGCCACAUGAACUGUUGUUCAUAAAUACUGAUAGAGUUUCAAAAAUCAAUUAAAGUAUAGGGAAAAUAGUAAUGUGAUAAUGAAAGCAAUUCGGUUCAAACAAGAAGUUUGUAAAUCAAUAUUGAAGAUUAGAAAAUAAUUAAGUAUCAAAGAUCAUGUUGCCGGUGAUACAGUUUGCAGCAGAAAGGCCUGAUAGAAACUUGUUGAAAUAACAACCGUACACAUUUUGAGCAGAGAAAAACCAUCAUCGAUCUCCCGGAUUUGUGCUAGGUUUCCCAACUGAUUUCUCUAUAGAUUCUGACCAUGUUUUUAAGUGAAACAUAACAUUAGAGUCUUAUACAAUAGAGAUAUAUAUAAUGGGCCGGUCCCGCGAACCAGUCGUCAACUCGUACGUUUCAAUGGUAUGCUUGUGAUGGGUUCAAGCCUAGAAUGGACCCCGGUGUUCCCCCGGUGGCAACGACCAACUAUUCGACUAAGUGGUACCUGUAUAAGCCUUGAAAACCUAUAUAAUCCAGCGUGUCCGCAUAGAACGCUACGCCAAAUGGAGGAAGAAGAAGAACAAUAGAGCAAAGAAACAGAGCAUGAAUGUCAACUACAAUCGCGCCAACAUGGGUGCUGGUGGAUAUGGUGCAUCGAAUGUUCUGAAUGAAUCGAUCGAAAGUCGUUGGACAGUUGCGGAGCUGCGAUGAACUCGAGUGAUCUUGUAGCAGAAUAACAAGCCAAUUGGAUUCGAAAACGAAAUCCAGACUUUGCUUCAUAAACGAUGACGAAGUAGUAAUACAUGAACAUACAUACAUGAACAUCACCCAGCAUCGUAUUGUAAGCGGAAAGGGGAAUGAUGAUGGUUUUUUCGAAACUAAUGCUCACAUCACAUGCAUUUAAAGAAUGACAACAUUGGGUACUCAUCAUGGUUGUAUGACAGUUUUGGAUGAACUUUGUUCGUUGGACUUGUUCACUAUAAGACCAACUAACUGACUGAAAUUUCUGCUGUGCCCCAUGAGCUCAAGAUGGAGUAAUACCCUAUAGCGGAGCCUUCUGCCGGCAUAUUAUUCUCAACGGCCAUAAAGACUGAGCACGCAGUAUUGCUAUAACCGGCUAUGAUCGAUGCCUAAUAACUUCAACAAUCUUUGGUCAACAUGUUGGACUUCGGGAAACAAAUGUUGAAAUAGUUGCGCUUUGAGUUUAGAAUUCGUCAAAAAAGAUUCCUUUGAUUAUCAAAAAACCUUUCAUAGCCAACAUCAGUUAACAGAACAGAAAAUACGGAAGGAUGAAGAGUUGAAUAUUUUAUCUUUAGACAACAACAUACCAUUUUUAGAGAACAUAGAUAGGAAUAGUUUGAAUUUGAAUAAAAUACGACCACUAUAUACAGGAUAUACGAACACGUCCAAAUAAUUGCAGGAAAAAUUCAUUUUCAGACAUAAAAUGUGUAGGUUACACAAAAAUGUAUUUCCGUGAUUUGUAAUAAAACUGGAUUGAAAACAAUAUCUGAUAUACAAGUAUUUAAUAAUUGUUUAAACAAGUUUUUGAACAGCAUUUAUUAAUUUACUUAUAUUUGGGAAGACAAAGUACGGUUGCCUCCCCUCUUCCCACGUCGUUUAGUGUGUUGUGUGAUGUAGCUUAGCAUUCCUGCGUUAUAAUUAGUGCCAACUUUGCCCAUUUUCCAACACCUGAGAUCAAAAUCGCUCAAACGUCGUUGAUCCACAUCUCGCAUCUGUUUGAUUUGAUAAAACUAAAAUGUUUCAGAUCAAGAAACGGCGUUCGUUCCUUGUGAUGGCUAUUAUAUAGAAAUUUUCUGAUAUCUUCAUCCGCUGUAGAAACAGCAUCAACGGUAGGAAUAAAUAGAACCCGACAGAUAUCAUAAUACUGUGCUGAUCUCAUAAAUCUGUCACAUCCGUGGUUUUUGUUGAGGUUCCUUAAAGAGAAAACAGUAGAGAAAAAUAUACAGUAACGGCUACCUGAAGUCGGACACCUCAUAUUUUAACUUAUUAUCUGACUGCGGCAUCCCGGACAGUUCCCUAGACCACUCACCGGAAAAAAAAUCACCCAUCGUUGACAACACCCUUGAGCUAUCAAAAUUUAAUAACUUAUUUACUUACUUGGGCCGGUCUGGUUGCACAGUCGUCAACUCGUACGACCUAACAACAUGCCCGUCAUGGAUUCAAGUCCCGAAUAGACCGUGCCUACAUACGCAGGACUGACUUUGCUGCUAUGGUAACAAUAAGGCCUGGGUCUAUGAACAUGAUGUUGCGGCAACAUUUGUUCAAUGGCAACAUUUUUGGAUUUUCCUAUUUAUUUCAAAAACUGUGCACAAAUAUGCUCACAAAAACAUUUUAAAAUUAAGUUGAAAUUAUUUUUUAUCUGUUUUGAUGAUCAAACAAGUCCGAAAAUGUUCCUGCAACACAUAAACAUGAAGCGAAUCGAUUUGUUUCACUCGCAACAAAAAUGUUCCCGCAACAUGAGUUUGACAGUUCGUCCACACGAUUUGGCAACAAAUGUUCCCGCAACAUUUUCAUCGUCCAUCGUUUCCUUGCGCUUCUAUCCUAAAUAUACUUGAUGUAUUUUGACCUACGAUCCUUGCUUUGACAAUUAUGUGUAUGCAUGUUGCUUCUUUAUGUGCUGCGUGUUGCUUAUUUGAUCCUCCGGCUGUACGGAACUUUGCUAGACUGGUUUUACCGUAUUUUUACCAUUUAACUCGUUCCCGACAGGCGUUCCCAAAAACGCUUGAUUAUUUCGGCCGACGAUAAAUAUGCCAUAAAACAAGAUAACGUUUGAUUCUUUCAUUGCUGGUAUUACUUUCAAUAAUUUUAACUCGUAUGAUUUUCUGUUACUUUUCUUACCGAAUGUUUCUAGUAAGAUGUACAUUUGAAGUUACUUAUUUAUUAUUUAUUUAUUUGAAGAUUUUCGGAUUAUUCUCAGUUUAUAGUAGGCAUGUUGACCCGGUUGCUUUACGUAAGUGAGUAAAUUUACUAGUAGCGUUUACUAGUGGUAGUGCGUUAAAAACUUUCCUAUGAAAAAAGUUAGUAAUUUUGAUAUGAUGUUUCCUCAUUCGUCAUAAAUAUUGUUUCAAACGAACUGAAUCUAGCACACAACCGAUGUGAAUUACAAAAACAAAAUUAGUUAUGUAAUGACUUACUUGUACAUAAUGUUAAAUGAGUAGAAUUGUGUAGAAUUCAUCUACGCUAAACAAGAUUCGUCGUAAUAAAAUCCAACUAUUCAAGUGAUUAAAAAAUAUUACAAAAAAAUCUCUGCAUUUCUUUCUCUUUUUCUUCUUCUUCUUCUUAGGUCUUCUUCAACCAAACUGUACCGUUCGAAAUUCUCCUUUAACUGUUGUUUAAAGGUGCGUCAAAUGAACCAUCACCGUAUGGUUAAUUCAGUACACGUGAAAAAGAUAAAUGAUCCGGUUUACAAAAGAAGAAUGCUGUAGCAUAUCUGCUAUACAGAACAUAUUGUAAUACACACUAUCAGCUAUAAACACAUUGUAACACACUUUGGAAAGCCAAACCACACCAUUGUAACACAUUCAUUAUAACACAUUCAGUAAAUCAGAUCAUUGUAGUGUAUGCGUGAGGUUUUAGUUUAAGAGUAAUAUGUAUUAGUAUAUGUGAGUUUAAAGUGUAACUUGUAUUGGUAAUAAAGUAGGUCAGUCUAGUCCAGUCCGUCGAUACGUAUAGAUGUCACAAAUUGGCGACGAGGAUAAAGUCAAGCCUGUUUUAAACAAGCCCGUAGUAAAAGUCGAAGUGUUAAAAAUGAAUACUAUGGGAAACAUUGAGCCCUACGUCUUGGGAGAAUGUUUUAAGGAGUACACUAGUCGGCUUGAAAUGUUUUUCUUGGUCAACGAUGUGUCCGAAGAGAAGAAAGUGCCGAUCAUGGUGACAAUGGCGGGAGCGUCAUUGUAUUCAGCCGCAGUAAAGAUUUGUUCACCGGAUGAUCCACGAGAAAAGUCGUAUAAGGAUUUAGUGAAUGCCUUAAGUGAAUAUUUCACACCAGUGGAGAAUAUCGUGUCGGAGCGCUACCAAUUUCGCAAGCUGAAACAGUCAUCGGAUCAGUCGAUAAACGACUACAUUAUCAGCCUUAAAGCGAAAGCGAAAUCGUGCGAUUAUGGAUCGUUUUUACCGGAUGCGCUAAGGGAUCAGUUUGUUGCUGGAAUCCGAGACCAUGAGCUUCGGACGCGGUUGCUGAGAGAAUCGAGAGUGAAAUUUGCGGAUGCGUGUGAAAUAGCGCGUUCGUGGGAAGGGGCGCAGCAGCAGAACGCAGCGAUGGUGGAGAAGGAGAUGCAUGCGGUAGCGAGCGUGCGUAAAACACCUGUACAGCAGCAGAGCAAGCAGUUGGAACGAGAGUAUGUGUAUCGUCGAAGCAGCCAGGAGCAAAAGACGAAGAAGUGCGGAGUGUCAUCGUUGUGGUCGUGCGCACAAUCCUGCAACUUGUCCAGCAAAAGCGUGGAAGUGUUACGUGUGUGGAAAAAUGGGACACGUUUCAUCGAAGUGUCGGUUUGCAAAAAAACAUAUGAGUAACGCUAGUAGAGGUCAGCUACGGAAAGUAGAUUGCGAUAAAGGUCAAAAUCCUCAGAUGGUCCGUCUUGCUUGUAAUAGUAAGCAAUUAGAGUUUGAGAUAGAUUGCGGUGCGUGUGUUAGUGUAAUUUCGGAAGAAACAUAUACUAAAAUGUUCAACGAUGUACAAAUACUACCAACCGAGGAAUCCUUUUUCUCAGCGUCAGGGCAAGCGAUAAAGCCAAUGGGAAAAAUGUGUGUAAAAGUGGAAAUAGCGAGGUGCGCUAAAUUAUUUGAAUUAGAACUAAUAAUAAUUCGAUCGGAAAGAAGUGUUACGCCACUGCUAGGAAGAAAUUGGUUAGAUGUUUUGUUUCCGGAUUGGAGAAAAGCAUUCGAGUUAAAAAGUGUAGAAUCAGAUGUGCUGGCUGAGUUACAAAAAAAAUUUCCGUGUACUAUUAAUGCGUCAAAUGAGUCAAUUAAGGGAUUUGAGGCAAAUUUAGUAUUGAAAGAGGAUUAUUGUCCAAUUUUUCAUAAAGCCUAUUCCGUUCCCUUCACCUUACAAAGGAAAGUCGAAGAAGAGUUAAACAAAAUGGUCGAAGAAGGUGUGUUAGUGCCAACAAAGUAUUCCGAAUGGGCGAGUCCUGUGGUAAUAGUGGAAAAAGAAAAUGGUUCUGUUAGGCUAUGUCUAGAUGGAAAAGCAACGCUGAAUAAGUAUUUGUCGAUGGAACAUUAUCCACUUCCAAAAAUUGAGGAUAUAUUUGCUAAAAUUUCUGAUUGGAAAUUAUUUUGUAAAAUCGAUUUAUCAGGUGCAUAUUUACAAGUCAAAUUGUCCGAGUCUGCGAAACAAAUAUGCACGAUUAAUACAUCCAAAGGAUUGUUCAAUUAUACACGUAUGCCAUUUGGAAUCCAUACAGCCCCAGCGAUCUUUCAAAGUAUAAUAGAUCAAAUAUUAAGAAAUACGAAAGGAUUGGCAUAUAUAGAUGAUAUUAUUGUCGGAGGGAAAAAUGCGGAAGAAUGCAAAACGAAUUUAUAUGAAGUAAUGGAAAAAUUGAACAGUCAUAACGUAAAGAUUAAUGCGAAUAAGUCAGUUUUUUAUGUGUCACGUAUAGAAUAUUUGGGUCACACUAUAACGAGUAAUGGAAUACACCCAAUUGAAUCCAAAGUAGAAGCUAUUGUAAAAGCACCAGUACCGAGUAAUAUAAGUCAACUUCAAGCAUACUUGGGAUUACUGAAUUAUUACCAUAGAUUCUUUCCAAAUGUAUCAACCACAUUAUACCCUUUAUAUCAAUUGUUGCGAAAAGAGAAAAAGUUUGAAUGGACUAAAUCAUGUCAAGAAGCGUUUGAAAAGUCGAAAAUAUUGCUAUGUGAAAACAGAAUGUUAGUUCCAUAUGACCCCGAAAAACCGUUAGUUUUGCAAGUCGAUGCAAGUCCAUAUGGAAUAGGUGCAAUUUUGUCGCAUGUUAUUAAUAACGAGGAAAAGCCAAUUAUGUUUGCGUCAGCGUCACUAUCAGAAGCCCAAAAGAAUUACGCUCAAGUCCAUAGAGAAGCGCUAGCUGUUGUAUUCGGAGUGAAGAAAUUUCACAAUUAUCUUUAUGGGAGAAAAUUUAGAUUAGUAACGGACAACAGUGGAGUCAAAGAGAUUUUCAAUCCUACGAAAGGAACGUCGAAAAUUGCUGUUGCAAGAUUACAGAGAUGGUCGUUAAUACUAGCAAACUAUGAGUACACAAUAGAACAUAGAGCUGGAAGGAAAAUGAGCAAUGUUGAUGCACUGUCGCGUUUACCUUUGUCAGAGGAAAAUAAGAUAGAGGAUACAAAGUUGAGUCUAAAAGUGUUAGAAGAAGAGACAAUCGAUCUAGAAACACUAAAAGAAAGUCAAAAAAGUGAUGAAGAGAUACGGCAAUUAUAUGAAUACGUUAAGAAAGGAUGGCCAAAACAACUAAACCAAGAGUUUAUACCAUACUUUAAAAUAAGGUAUCAUUUUGGGAUUGAGCAAGAAGUCUUAUAUUUCGACGAAAGAGUGGUGGUACCAAAACGCUUGAAAACGAAAAUACUACACCAAUUUCAUGGAAACCACGAAGGAAUAGUUAGAAUGAAAAUGCACGUAAGGCAACAUUUGUGGUGGAGAAAGUUGGAUAAAGACAUAAUUGAAUUUGUACAAGCGUGUGAGGUAUGUCAAGCACGUCAACCGAUAAAGAGAGAAAUAGUUGACACCACUUGGAGGAAAGCAGAACAGCCCUUUGAAAGGAUACACGUCGAUCUAUUAUAUUUUGAGUCGCGUACGUUAUUAAUAAUCGUAGACGCAUAUACAAAGUACAUUGACGUGAGAGUACUUAAUAUGUCGAAAGCUACAGAUAUAAUCGAACAGUUAGAGUCAGUCUUUGCUUACUUCGGAAGUCCAAAGGAGUUAGUGUCUGAUAACGGUCCUCCGUUCAAUUCCGAAGCAUUUAAAGUAUUUCUAGAAAAACAUAAAGUCAAAGUUACAAAAUCACCACCAUACCACCCACAGUCGAAUGGUUUAGCAGAGAGAGGUGUGAGAACUGUCAAGGAAGUGCUGAGUAAAUUUUUAUUGGAUGAAAAAAGCAAACCAUUGUCGUUAGUAAGGAAGAUAAACAAAUUCCUCAUAAAUUAUAGAAAUACGCCGCAUACAGUAACGAAAGUAACACCAUCUAGUAAGAUGUUAUCAUAUAGACCAAAAACGCAAUACGAUGUAACGCAUUCUUUUAUAUCAGAUUCCGUCACUAAGCCGAACGAACAAAACUACCUAAGUGGUAAACAAGAUAGAAAGGAUCGAAAGGGGAAGUACCAAAGAAACAAAAUUGUAGUAUAUAAAUAUGGUGAAAAAAUAUGGUACAGGAAUCACUUUAAAGAUAUAUUGCGAUGGAUACCGGCUACGGUAUUAAAGAAAGUUAGCCCCCUCAUCUAUUUAGUAAAUUUAAAGGGAUCUUCAAGAUUAGUCCACAUUAACCAAAUACGCAAAAGAGGUAUCGUCCGGUCAUUUCAUCCUCCAAUAGAAAUAGAGAAAGAAGUAAAAUUCCAUGAAAUACGCAAACGGAAACGAAGUGAAUCAAGAUCGCCUCCGAUCAGACGAUCUGACCGAUUAAAGGGUCAGCCUAGAAGAAAAUAUUGUAAAUAGUGUAAAUCCAAGUUAGUCCGGGAGAAUGUAGUGUAUGCGUGAGGUUUUAGUUUAAGAGUAAUAUGUAUUAGUAUAUGUGAGUUUAAAGUGUAACUUGUAUUGGUAAUAAAGUAGGUCAGUCUAGUCCAGUCCGUCGAUACGUAUAGAUGUCACAAUCAUAUCAUAGCACCGCAACCGGAAGAGUUCAGGCCGUCCAUUCAAACAAAUAACAGAUGUGACACACUUAUCAAAAACAACCGAAACGCACAACAUAAGCAGGAACAGCAUGUAACCCAAAGCAGGAACAGUAUAUGCAUUAAACCCAAAACAGGAACUUAGUGACAAGAACCAUCGUUCUUGUCAACAAAAGACAAACGUAACUAGCUGAGUGAAAACAAUAACUUUCCAACAUACAACCCGGAACCAAAUGUGAGAAACCCUUAACUUCUUUUGAGUAUAAAUAAAACCAACUCCGAUCAUGGCAAGUCAGAUUCGUUCGGACUGUCAGGAUAGGACUAUGCCCAUCCUA
Messenger RNA from Anopheles coluzzii, 13419 nucleotides. RefSeq lists its product as uncharacterized. The transcript is spliced from 5 exons. The record is from RefSeq and is a predicted model, not a curated record. Gene Ontology annotation, molecular function: zinc ion binding; nucleic acid binding. Gene Ontology annotation, biological process: DNA integration. Lineage: Eukaryota; Metazoa; Arthropoda; Insecta; Diptera; Culicidae. Bases 9630 to 12911 code for a protein of 1093 amino acids.